Syngnathus typhle (broad-nosed pipefish) is the source of this 893-nucleotide messenger RNA. It is a transcript of the gene fgfbp2b, whose product is annotated as fibroblast growth factor binding protein 2b. The record is from RefSeq and is a predicted model, not a curated record. Bases 81 to 779 code for a protein of 232 amino acids. The transcript is spliced from 2 exons. Gene Ontology annotation, biological process: cell-cell signaling. Gene Ontology annotation, molecular function: growth factor binding. Lineage: Eukaryota; Metazoa; Chordata; Actinopteri; Syngnathiformes; Syngnathidae.
AAGCAGCGCCCGGACCCUCUCUGGCUUCCGCGCACCCUUUCCCACCUCCCGUGUACGUCCCGUAAACAUCACUUCCAAAGAUGUGGGCCCGAGUUCUCGUUCUCGUGAUGGCGGCGUGGGCGUGCCGCGCUCAAAUCAACAACGGCCUCAACCAACAGCAGCAGCGUAGCAUCUGGGACGAGCCCAUCCGUUUCAGCACCAAGAGCAAGGACGCCUGCACCAUGGUGGUGUCGGGGGCCUCCGACUACACCCGCCUGCGCGUCUCCUGCAAGGGCCCCGCGGCGCCAAGCGGUGCCCAGGGCCGCGUGUACUACUGCGACUUCCAGGGCAAGCCCAAUCUGUGCCGGGCCUACAGUCUUAACCCGCGCCACUACUUCACGCAGAUCAUGUGGGAGCUGCGCAAACUGAAUCACGCCUGCCAGGGCGCCAAACUCUACCGGCCGCCCAUGUGUAAGAGGCACCCCGACGAGGUCCAGAUGACCUUCCUGUCUGCUUGGCCUCGUGCCGCCAAACCCACCAAACCGGCUGCUGGCUCCACCGACGCUCAACCCAAACCCGUCGGCACUCAGAAGCCGCAGAGGCCUCAGACACCCGUCAAGCCCCAGGCGGGCAAAGCCGUCCCGGCCCCCGCCAGGAAGACCACCCCCAAGCCGGCCAAGACCACUGUGAGGCCCUCGACGGAUCUGCCUGAGUCUAAGGUGUCCCGCUUGGCCACAGAGUACUGCUGGAAGAGCUUCCACGGCAUCUGCUCGUACGUCAUCGGAUUGUUCAAGAACUGACGCCGACGGGUGGGGGACACCACUGAUGGAUAUGUCACAUGACCUCGUCAUUCUCAACUGAGUAACCGCUUGAAACGGAGGCCGAAUAAAAUCAAGAGUUCCACUUUUCAUUCA